UUCCCGGCUCCUCCUCUGUGCGGCUUCUCGGUCCACCGACCGAUUUGUCCCAAACUUUAAAGCCUUCCUGAAGCUUCUCCAUUUUAUGCGGCAGGCGAACGAAAGUAGAAACCGAUGGCGGAGAUGAGCGCGAUAUGAAGUAUGAAAUAUGGUACUGAUGACCGAGCAGGCGGACAGACCUCUGACCCCGUUAUUCUCACCAGAACAACUUCUCUGCAAGGACUCCCGAGGGAAUCGCUCGACGUUGGAGGUGGACAAUGGAGGCGAGGAGAGACAUCGGAAGCGUGGAAGGUCAUCCGCAGACCUCCAGCUCUGUCUGGAGCCAGUGUCCGACCACUCCGAGAGCAGGAAGAAACCAGCCGGCAUAAGACUGAAACCUGUGGAGCAGCUUUCACCAAUGUUUAGUCCAAGUGACUUAGAAAGAAAGCUUGAAAGGAAGAAAUCGCAGCCCACCCAGUUAUCAAAAACAAAUACCCAGUUUCAUAAGUUGUUCAAGGAAGUCGGCAAAGAUGAACACCUCAAGCAAAGUUACACUUGUGCCCUGCAGAGAGAUAUUUUGUAUCAGGGCAAAUUAUUUGUCUCUGAUAACUGGAUCUGCUUCCACUCCAAGGUCUUUGGCAAAGAUACCAAGAUUUCCAUCCCAGUGACGUCUGUGAAAUUAAUCAAAAAAACAAAAACAGCGUUAUUAGUGCCAAACGCCCUUGUGAUCGAAACUCCAAAUGAACAGCAUGUGUUUGUGUCGUUCCUCUCUCGAAACACCACCUACAAGCUUCUGAAAUCCAUCUGCCUUCAUUUAGAGGUGGAUAAGCCCUGCAGCAGCCCCGUGACUUCUUCCUGUGAAAACAGCUUCAGAAUCAAAUGCCCGUCGUCACUUCCUUUGGACUUUUCGGGAGACUUCUCUGACCUCGAUGGCGUCGUGCAGAAGAGACGGCAGGAAAUGAUGGAGAGCAGCAGCUCCGGAUCACAGACUCCAGAUUAUGACAAGAUAGCUAACUUCAGCGGCCUCCCAAACACGUUUCUAAGCACAGUGAAGAGCGGAGAAGUUUCAGUCCACGCGGAUAUUCACCUCCAGACUCCGAGCCAAAAGCACGGACCCACCCUCAAGAGCGAUCCAACCAAACCAACAUGGGAAGCCACUCCAAAAGACAAGUCCUCACAGCCCAUGUCGUUACAAGCCAUCCUCCUCAUCUAUCUGUUUUUAGUUGGCGUUCUUGUCUUGUCCUCCUGUUACAUGGCCUUCAAGAUUGUGGCUCUUGAGCAGCGUUUGAACUCUCUGGUUUCAAUGGGAGAACAUAUGUACAGUGAAAGUGCUGGGAGCCAAAGGUCACAGGAUAAAGUGAAUGCUGAGAUCUAUGGGGAGCUGGCUACCAACCUGUUCAAGCUAGAGAAGAUUCAAAAAAACCUCCGGAAGCUCCUUGAGGAGACUUAAAAAAAAGACGUACAGAAGACUGCGUGCUGUGCAGAAGAGAUCACGCUUGAGCUGCGCAGAUCAGCCGUGAUCAGAUUUGGACAUAACUCUGUUGCCAAAGCAUGGGUGGCUCAAACACAAAGAAUUCUCUAAACUGUGUGAACUGAAAUUGUGCAAUAAUGGCUUCUUUCCCUUUUGCGCUCAGGACUAUUUUAUCACUUUUUUUUUUUAAACAAAAAGCUGUGCUGAAGCAGUGUGUUAGUUUGCCAGUGGUAGUGUUGUAUGUUGUAUUUAUUUCAUAUUGCAUUUCACAAUAGUAAGAUUGGCAUUAAGUUGUCAGGGCCAAAGUUCCUAUUUCAAGGUCAAGGUAAGGUUUUGUCAGCAGUUAAAGGUUUCCUAUGGUGUGAUGUCUACAGAUAGAAAUUUAUAGCGCGUGUGCUGCUUUGCCACACUGCUAGACUUUGUUUAGUGAAAUCGUGUUGAAUCACAAGACAGUAAGAGCAAAUCAGAUAAGUUUAAAAUGUAUUUUUUUUAUUACAUAUGUGGGAUUUUUACUAAGUAUUUUCUUACAAACCAACUGCUGUUUCAUUCAUGUGUAAUUGAAUAGUUUCUCAAAAUUUGCAGUAAUCCUGCGUACUGCACCUCGCACCCACUCUUACUUCACUUUCAUUUUCUGUUUGUGUAUUAGAAUUCCAGGCAAUCAUUUCAGAAGCAGGAGAAAAGUGUGUGUGUGUGUGUUUUUUUAUCUGUAGUUGUGUCUCUUUAGAUCACAGCCAGUGCCUUUGUGAUUGCAUCACAGCUGUAAAAUAAAUGGCUCUCAUACA
Archocentrus centrarchus (flier cichlid) is the source of this 2232-nucleotide messenger RNA. RefSeq names its product GRAM domain-containing protein 2B-like. The transcript has 14 exons. Lineage: Eukaryota; Metazoa; Chordata; Actinopteri; Cichliformes; Cichlidae. Gene Ontology annotation, cellular component: cytoplasmic microtubule. The record is from RefSeq and is a predicted model, not a curated record. Bases 149 to 1429 code for a protein of 426 amino acids.